CUCUACCUACCUUACCUACGUGCCGUACCUAAUUACCUGCCCAACCUGCCUACUAACUUACUACCUGCGUACGUACUGCGGAGCGACCUCAGUAUUGUCCCUUCUCUUAUUCUCCGAACUCAAUCCUCCCUGCGACCAGCGCUUCCUUUUGCUUCGUGCCCACAUCCCGUACUUGUUUCUCCUUGCCCUUGGUACGGACCGCCCGCCUGGGACCGACAGACCAACCCUAGAUCAUGGGACUGCGGCUGAAUCCGAGUUGAAAUGGUGCCGUCGCAGCCGCUGCCGGAUCACCUGCAGGAUCCGCUCAGAUUCUCGCCCCGGUCCGUUUCAAGACUCGACGAAGAGGAUGAGGACGAGUCCAGUUGGGACCGAACCCUCCGUCCCGCUCUUGACCCGCCCCAUCGUCCUUCGCACUCGCGAGACUCUUCCGCCGACAAGAUCUCCCAGCCGCCCCCGACUUUGACAUCGCCGCGCAUCCACGCACCGCACUCGAGAGGAGGCUUCGGCGGCGUUGUCGAGCGAGUCGUCGAUCCGAAAACCGCAAACUACGGUCACCACCGCCAAACCUCCAUCGUCCACGGCAUCCAGCACUCGAGAAAUGGCAGUUUGGCGAGCACCAAGUCCAGCCCCCUCAGUCCGCAAAUGAUUGCCGCCGCCGGUGCCAGUCUCGACCGCCUCGACCGCCCGGACAUGCAGUCUGUAACUGCCCGCAUCGACGGCGAUGGCGGCUACCCAUCGCGGCCGCCUACAUCUCUUUCUGGCACCACCAUCCAGAUGGACCGCUCCGCGUCCGCCGCCGACUUGUCCCCUCAUAGCGCAACCCAGCGCAAGCUCGAACGCAUGCACAGCAAGUCGUCGAGACGUGACCACGCUCCUCAUCUCUCCCAUUCCUCUCGUCACCACAAAGAUGACCAAAAGACGGUUGGCGAGUAUGCCUUGCACGUCUUGUUCACCUCGUUCAUAGCACAAGCUGAGGAAAAGCUGACGGAGUGCGUCACGGUGCCAUUCGACCCCGAACCCCAUAUCGAACAAAUCUGCGGACCCGGAGUCGAUCCCGCAUUCGACCAGUUGAUCGUCGCCCUCGGCCACAUUGCGAGCCCCAAGCCAAAGGCCCUUAUCGAUUCAAUGAUGCUAUGGAGGAAAAGCAAGAGCGAUGCUGCCAACGAAGCUCGCAGUCACCUUCAACAGUCGCGAGGCAUAAUACCAGGAGCCCCUCUUUUGCGAAGGAACACAGAACCAGUACAACAGGCUGGCCCCCCGGGCUCUGGAGGGGCUGACGGCGUCUUCCCGAACGGACCGCCAACCCUCGCCGCGAGGCAAGAAUUCGUUGCCCAAGCUGAACGCCGAUCAGCCGUUUCAAUAUACAUCUUGUGUCGGGUCUUGCUGGAGGUAAUAAGUCAGAGCAGUCUGGCCUGCAUCACACCCGAAAUGGAGGACAAGCUGGAAAGCAUCAUUUUCGGACAACUUAAGAUUGCUGAUACUGAGCAAUUGAUGCUGUCACCUCUGAAACUUGCCAAUUGGAACCUAUUUGCGCAGCUCCUCGGCUACAUGAGUGGCAUUAACUUCGCCAGUGUCACUCGGAGGUUCAUCGAAGACCUGGAUAGUUCCCUCCAGGAGCGAGUGGUAAAAAGCCCAACGUCGUCCUCGGGGCGAGAUGCCGAGGGAAAGGUCGAACUCGUCUUGGGUGGCAUGAAGCACCUAAGGGUCAAGGUCUCACCGGAAGAGUCAUGGGAACAGUCCUGCGAUUUUUUGAUCUCAUUGGGCCGCCUCUUUAACAAAUCCCAUGGCCAAAGGGUUAAGACUGCCUUUUGCCAGGUUCUGGAUAUGUUGCUGCUCCCAAUUGCUGCAAAGGCCAGCAACAGCCACUUCAUGCAUCCACGAUGGGCCGAAGUCCUCUCCGCCAUCGGGCCUCGCCUUGCUCAAAUGUUCAUGAAACCGCGACACUGGAACAUCGCAUUCCCCCUCACUGCUACAAUGCUCUGUGUUUCUCCUCCAGACAAUUUCGGCACCCAAUGGCUUCAACUUAUCCUCCCCCUGCAGACAAAGGCCAAGGAUCGCUUCACGAAGCCUCUUUGUCUCCAAGUUAUUUCUCGACUGCUCUGGACUUACCUAUACCGCACAAAUGAUACCCCUUCGAACGCCAUUCGAAAGAUGGACGAGAUUAUGAAAUUGGUCCUGCCCUCGUCGAAACGCAGUUUGGUAGCCUCCGAUACCGUCUGCACCGAGCCCUUGAUCCAAAUCAUUCGUUUGAUUGGAUUCAAGUACCCGGAAUACUGCUUUCGAAAUAUUGUUUUCCCGCUCGUCAAUGCUGAGUUGUUCACCUCGAAUAAAGAGUUAAAAGUUGAGCAGCUAGACCCUGACAGGGUUGUUGUUGGUAUCAGAGCUUUCCUCUACAUCAUGUCCGACUUGGAGAAGGGAGAGCAGGGUCAACCACCCUUCCCACAAUCCUACGAAACUCCUGUCGCUUCUCUAGAUCGGUUUCCCGUCUCUCCCGCAGUCUCCUCACCUCGCAACUCCCCCUUGUCAAACCCCACGACCACUCCUAAAGAAGAAUACGUCACGCGUCCCGUGCUGACUCAUGUUUUGAGUGACAAUGUACGGGAAUACUAUCUCAAGUUCUGCGAAAUCCUCGGGAAAAUCACCAUAAUCUGCGAUAAUACAUUCGGUGGCCAGGCUGCAUUAGAUGAGAAGUUCAACAGUCCAGGCCCCAAGACCCCGAUUGCCGAGACUUUUACCUUCUCCCGCAAAGACGACCAUCAAAAUGCAUCAGAUCAGAAACAAGCAUUCUAUGAGCUUCUUCAUGUCGCAGUGCAGGCGUUACCCCGUUGCCUCUCUGUUGACAUUCCUUUCAAUUCACUAAUCAACUUACUCUGCACUGGCACAGCUCAUGUGCAAUACAAUAUUGCCGAGUCAUCCGCCAACUCGUUGAAGGCAAUCGCUCGACAUUCCCAUGCUCAGCAAGUGACAAUGGGCUUCGCUCGAUUCAUCUUCAAUUUUGACGAUCGCUACUCAACUAUGUCGGACGGAGGGAUGCUUGGUCACGGCCACAUCGAGAACACUCUCAGGCUAUAUGUAGAGUUGUUGCAAAUAUGGAUCGAGGAGAUCAGGUGCAAGACUAGAGAGGCCUGGAUGGAUCAAUCAGACACCACUGCCUCGGAUAAGAGGGGCCUCAAGCUCGAUCUCUCUAGCAUCUGGGCCGAGGUUGAUCAAGCGGAGGCCCAUGGUCUGUUUUUCCUUUGCUCACAGUCCCGACGUGUCCGUCACUUUGCCGUUACAGUUCUCAGACUCAUUGUUGAGUUUGAUAUUGCUCUUGGGAAAGAAGUUGAGGAGGAGAAGGACAAUAUGAGGCUUAUCGACAUCCUGGAGAACGAGUCUAGCAAGGUGAUGGACUUCAACGACGAACAGCUCUCAGUGGCGGAACGCAGUAGGUUGCAGCGAGGCCUACAGAACACCAACAACCGCGGGGCCUUGGUUGAACUCUGCGCCAGCGAUGUCUCGUACGAUACAACAUUGUGGUUCAAGGUCUUCCCCAAUCUCAUUCGGAUCGCCUACGAAACAUGCCCCUUCACCGUCACCAUAUGUCGGGACCUCAUAUGUAAUCGCAUUUUGCAGAUGUACAAGCCGAUCGUGUACCUUUCCGAGCCAUCCCGUGGCCUUUACUACAAUGGCGACCCAGGGAGCGCCCGGUUGGCUCCAAGACCCGCCACGGCGCAUCCAGAGGUCAUGGUGGAGCAGUGGAAGCUGUAUUUGAUCUUUGCAUGUACCACACUCGCAGAUCCUGGUGCUGCCCCAACUCCUAAGGAUCCUCAACAUGUCCGAAAGGGCUCGAAGCCGGUCUCCAAGGAUAAGAUUGUGACAGCACGGACGCUGUUCAAGUACUUGAUUCCUCUGCUUUCUGUCUCCUCGGGCUCUGUACGGGACGCAGUUGUCGUUGCCAUGGGAUCAAUCAAUAUUCACAUUUACCGAACCUUGCUUGAAGAACUUCAAGGUCAAGUAUCACGAUGCAACGAUAAUGCGCGUGCUCGGAUGCACCAGCGAACCAACAGUAGCCCACGACGGAACCGCAAGAUGGACUUGCUGAGAACCGAGAUUACUCACGUCUUCAAACUAACAUCACACUUCAUCAAUGAACCUGACGUGUAUAAUUCCGAUUUCUUUCUCACCAACCUCACCUCCUACACUAAAGAUCUAAAGUUGUUCCUCAUGGAUGGGGAAGUACAGAUGGACUGGGAGUUCCAAAAGCUGCGCCGCCACUACUGCGGUUUGAUGGAAGCUCUCUUCGAAGGGAUCAAUCGAACCAGAGACCCAUCACGAUGGAUGACCUUUGAGUCUCGCAAAUCCGCCUUCUCCCUGAUGGAAGAUUGGUGUGGUUUCUCGCCAAACCAAAACCAGAUACGGGCCCGUGAGGACACCAUGCGUCAGUCUCUCAUCGAUCAGCAGACCCUAGGUGAACGGGGCACUGUCACGGCAGCAAUGGAGAUUGAAAAGAGGAACCUAAGAACCGCGGCUCUUAGCUCCAUGGCUGCCUUGUGUGGAGGAUCAAUAAGCAUCACGACUGAGAGCGGUGUUAUUCUGCAGUUUGACAUUCGCCGCAUGCUGGCUUGGAUUGAAGCCAUUUUCAACUCGGGAAGUGACCGAAUGAACGUGAUUGGAAGACGAGCCUUGCAAAACCUGAUCGUCCACAACCAAGAGUAUCCUUACAUGUUGGAACACUGCAUCGCUCGAUGUUACCUUGCAGACGUACCCAAAGUACUGGAGAGCUACUUCGCGGUUGUCACACAAGUACUCCAGGAUCAUAUCGACUACCCCUGUCCAUUUUGGAAACUGCUCGGUCUCUGUCUCUUCACUCUUGGCAACGAUCGGAGCGAAAUUAGAUCUAAAUCCGCGACAGUUUUGCGGUCCUUGGAAGCCCGUCAACAGCGCAACUCGAAGGUCCAGGAUUUUGAUAUCAGCAUUUCCGACAAGACCCAGGCUGUGUACAAAUUGGCACAAUUCGAGAUAUCCAAGCGGCUUGCCAACAAACACACGGAGCUGGCGUUUCACAUCUUCUCCGAAUUCACUCUGUACUUCAAGGACUUGCAGCCCGCAGCCCAACGUAACGUCGUCGCUGUUGUGCUACCUUGGAUCCAGUCCAUUGAGCUAAAGCUGGAUCCAAAUGGUGGUCCUACAGCCCAAUCCUAUGUUCUCUUGGCUAACUUGCUAGAGAUUACCAUAAAAUCCAGCGGGGCCCUGCAUAAUGAAGUCCAGGCCCUGUGGCAAGCCCUUGCCACCGGUCCUCAUCCAGGAAACGUUCGAUUGGUCCUGGACUUCAUCAUGCAACUGUGCCUUGAGCGUCGCGAGCAGAAUUUCGUUGAAUAUGCGAAGCAAAUUGUCGUAUUCUUGUCUACCACGAAUAGCACGCCAGGCAUCAAAGUUGUCGAGUUUCUCCUAAUGCAAAUCACGCCAAAGGCCAUGGUUCCUAACGAAAAGAGAGACGCAGUCCCACCACCACCCGAUAUCAGUUUGCUCCCUUACUGCGCCGAUCUCGCUGAGGCUCUCCCAGUUGGAACCAAGCAAGCUGGUUUCUCUCUUGGACAGUUAUCGCUCAUCUUGCUUGUGGACUUGAUGGUCUCUCCAGUUCAUCUCAUCCCAGAAAACGUCCCGCUUCUCCUCCAGGUGGUCACUGUCCUGUGGGACCACUACACUCCGCUUGUUCAGGAACAAGCCCGUGAGAUGCUAGUGCAUUUGAUACAUGAAUUGGUCAUCUCGCAGGUCGAUGACCAGACCCAAGACGUGGACAAGAAGUCCAUCGAGGAUUUGAUUGACCUAGUCCGCCGACAUGAUCGCUCCGUUGUCUGGGGUUACGAGGAUAGCAACGGCAAGGUAGAUGACCACGAUAACAAGGUUCCUCCAAGUAUGGAAUUUCUCACCGCAGAAGUCAUUGGAACCUUCGAGAUGACAUUCCCGGGCAUCAAGGAGCAGUGGGGACGACUAUCCCUUACCUGGGCCACCUCCUGUCCCGUCCGGCAUCUUGCAUGUCGUUCGUUCCAAAUCUUCAGAUGUGUUCUUACAUCUGUUGACCAGUUUAUGCUUGGAGACAUGCUGGCACGAUUGUCCAACACAAUUGCAGAUGAGGACCCCGAAAUUCAGUCAUUCUCAAUGGAGAUUCUCACCACUCUGAAGACGCUGAUUGUCAAGUUGGAUGCCGAUAACCUACUCAACUUCCCUCAACUAUUCUGGACGACUUGUGCAUGCCUCGAGUCCAUUAACGAACGAGAAUUCUUGGAGGCGGUCGAGAUGCUCAAUAAGUUCCUCAGCAAAGUGGAUUUCCAGGUGCCUACUGUCCGCAGACUGCUGGCUGAUGGCCAACCAGCCCGCUGGGAUGGCAUAUUCGAAGGUGUUCAGCCCUUGCUCCACAAGGGGCUGAGAUCUUCUCUUUGCUGGCAGACAACUCUCGAUACGAUGGACAAGUUGGUCCAACUUCCGAGUGACGGCUUGAUCGGCGGCGACAACCGACUAUUCUUCUCCUUGUUGGCAAACUUUCCUCGUUUCUUGAACGAGCUGGAGCAAGACAGCCCUAGCGAGGACGCCUUGCGAACGGCGAGUCUUCUUAUGGAGGAGUCCGACCGUCAAGGAUUUGCGGGUAUUGCCGUUGCCCUACAUGGUUUUAUUUCCAAAACGUCACAGAGCAGCAGCAAAGACUUUCUCGUGGAGUUAUGGGGCUCCCUACGAGAAUACUUCCUCCCCCAUUUGGACUUUGAGAUGGUCACGUUCCUGAUUGGGCUACUCACCAACUCCUUGUCCUGGGUCAAGAUCCAGACGAUGCGAAUUCUCUGUGUGGCAAUUCCCGAGGUGGACAUGCGGAAGCCUGAGCUCGCUGGGCAUGGAUCCGAUCUCAUCUCGCCACUCCUUCGCCUCUUGCAGACCGAGUUCUGUAUGGAGGCGCUCGAGGUGCUGGACAACAUCAUGACCAUGUCCGGGAACCACAUGGACAAGCAUCACUUGAGAAUGAGUAUGACACGAUCAACAUCGAAGGCCAUCCGGAAGGAGUAUGAGCGCACGCAGAGUCUAUUUGGUAUUCCUGAGGCAUCUGGCUGGGCAAUUCCAAUUCCCGCAAAGAAGACGGAUGCCACGCGUGCGAACAUUCAUGCCGCCUUCUACACAUGCCAGGGAUCAGAGGGCAUGUUACCAGAAGCCAACCCGACACCCGAAGUCGAGUUCCACACCGACGACUUCCCCUAUGGCUACUUUGGUGCAUCAGAACGGACCGAAACGAUGAUGUCCGAUGAAGGUCGUGGCGACGUCCACGUCGGUGACCUGGUGACAAAGCUGGAUAGUCUCGACGAUUUCUUUGACGAACCAUCAAGCCCAACGACAGAUGACGACCGACGGUCCUCGAGAACCAUUACCGAGUUCACUCCCGAGUCGUUUGAAUCCGGUGCAGAGUUGUAUGACGAACAAAUCCUGCCAAUUUUGCAUGAAGCGUCGAACAACACGUCAUUCCAGAACGGAUUCGCAGAUCGUUCUCCUGUGCUUUCAAGAGAAGUGAGCUCCAACACUAUGAAUCCCGGCGCCUUCAGCGCUAUGGGGCCUACUUCUAUGCGACCGGGUCUUCAUUCACGUUCUAUCACGUCGCCAUCAGCCCCAGCAUCCUACCAACCACAGAUAGGGGAGCUCGCUUCAGAUGACGAGUAUGUGGGAGGGUUCUCCGAUGCCGACGACGAGAGGCCCAACACAGGCCACACAGAGAGCGCUUUCUCCCUAGAGAGUAUAAUCAAUCCUCCCGUGCGGAGGCCGCAGUCCAGGAUGCGACGCGUGGCACAGAGUAAAUCACGGGAUGAGCGGUCGAGGGAAAAGGCACCGCCUCAACCAGCGACGCGAUUGGCGAACACCAUACUUCCACCUAAUAUGACAAACACUGGAGAUAUGUUAUGAUGGUGGAGAUGAAUAGACUAUUUAUCUACGGCCUGGAUCUGUCCAUUUUCAAUGUUUUUGGUAUAUAUCUUAAUUACAUGAUGAUGAGCGUGUAUGAAGGCGCUAGAUGAAUAGGAUAAGCAUAAUGGUGAAUCAUGACCCGUAUUAUUGGAGAGGCGUUAGAGGAGGUGUUGGAAAAAUCAAUGAAUACAAUAGACAUAUGAUCGCA
Molecule: messenger RNA, 8122 nt
Organism: Ilyonectria robusta
Lineage: Eukaryota; Fungi; Ascomycota; Sordariomycetes; Hypocreales; Nectriaceae
Product: cell morphogenesis N-terminal-domain-containing protein
Exons: 3
Coding region: 262-7914 (2550 amino acids)
Biological process (GO): cell morphogenesis
Cellular component (GO): site of polarized growth; cell cortex
Source: RefSeq, a predicted model, not a curated record